Messenger RNA from Sphaerulina musiva SO2202, 1259 nucleotides. RefSeq lists its product as uncharacterized. Gene Ontology annotation, biological process: proteasome regulatory particle assembly. The transcript is spliced from 3 exons. Gene Ontology annotation, molecular function: protein binding. Gene Ontology annotation, cellular component: cytoplasm; nucleus. The coding region runs from base 288 to 992 and encodes 234 amino acids. Lineage: Eukaryota; Fungi; Ascomycota; Dothideomycetes; Mycosphaerellales; Mycosphaerellaceae. The record is from RefSeq and is a predicted model, not a curated record.
CCCGCAUGAGGUAGUGUACAAUACUCCCUCGAGAUCGUUGACACUGUCCUUCGACACACAUAUAUACAGACUCUGCCUGUGAGAUUCCAGUGCGGUCUCGCACGCUGUUGCAUCCGGCUGUUGCUGCUUCAGACGAACCUGAAGGUCCCCGCAGGGCAAGCAAAGCAAGCGUAGGUCGACAAUCACGUUCUCUUGUGCCGUCCCACCUCAUACUCCUACCUACGCGACCAUCACCAGCAACAUACAAGCAUUCGCGAGGCUGUCUCUUCCUCGCCCACAACACGCAGAUGGGCCUUAGAAUGGACGAUCUACACGCGCCGACAGUAGCUUCGGGCCCAACAUCUCAAGGCAUAGCGGACGGUGUGCAGCCAGAGCGAUCGCUACAGGAACUUAUUGCACAGAAGGAAAGUCUGGAGGCAGAGCUCUCGGCUCUAGGCUCAGUACUCGACUCGCAUCAUGUCGAUAUGAGCACAUCCCUCACCACUCCCGAUGGCUUUCCUCGCUCCGACAUCGACGUUGCUCAAAUUCGUACCACGAGAGCGCGAAUAAUACGCUUGAAAAACGACCAUAAGGCCAUCAUGAAGAGCUUGGAGGAGGCUGUACACAAGCGCUUCGCGACUGGUAAGCCUGGGGAACAGACCCCGACGCAGAGCCUGCAAGACACAAGUUCUGCUUCCGCCGCAGCUGUGCCAGCACCUGCAGUGGAGCCGCCAUUCGCAAGAGUCAACUCAGUAGUGCCAGGAAGCCCAGCAGAACAGGCCGGCAUGCAGGCGGGCGACAAGGUCACCAAAUUCGGUUGGGUGAAUUGGAUCAACCACGAGAGGCUUGGAAAGGUUGCUCAAGUGGUGCAGCAAAAUGAAAAUCACAUCAUUUUGGUCAAGGUGCAGCGGCAGAGUGAAGGUGCAGCGUCUAGUAGCCAUGAAUUGCGACUGACGCCACGUCGAGACUGGGGAGGACGAGGACUACUCGGUUGCCAUCUCCUGCCCUUGUGAUGCUCGAGCUUCUGCAGACCUUUGUGCCGCGCAAGUCAGGCUCGCCGAAAUACGAUGCGAUGCUCUGGACUAUACCGACUGUGGUAAGCAGGGAGCUGUCUGUCUGUACUGGGUGUCGACUGCAGAGAAUGAGCGAUAGUCGAAAUGCUUGCCAGACUGCUCCACGGCCCGCUAUGAUGGCACGAAUCAACGAAAUGUUGCACUCUGCCUGCCAAACCUCUGUCUCACGCAGGCGCUUUGAAUAUAUCAGCACAUCUAAGAAGCGUU